Homo sapiens (human) is the source of this 1538-nucleotide messenger RNA. RefSeq names its product dual specificity phosphatase 13B (gene DUSP13B). The transcript has 7 exons. Gene Ontology annotation, molecular function: protein serine/threonine phosphatase activity; protein tyrosine phosphatase activity; phosphatase activity. NCBI's taxonomy places the organism in Eukaryota, Metazoa, Chordata, Mammalia, Primates, Hominidae. The record is from RefSeq and is marked reviewed. Bases 423 to 1298 code for a protein of 291 amino acids.
GACCACAGAGGCAGAGGGGUGGGCGGGCUGGCCCAUGGCUGAGACCUCUCUCCCAGAGCUGGGGGGAGAGGACAAAGCCACGCCUUGCCCCAGCAUCCUGGAGCUGGAGGAGCUCCUGCGGGCAGGGAAGUCUUCUUGCAGCCGUGUGGACGAAGUUUGGCCCAACCUUUUCAUAGGAGAUGCGGCCACGGCAAACAACCGCUUUGAGCUGUGGAAGCUGGGCAUCACCCACGUGCUGAACGCCGCCCACAAGGGCCUCUACUGUCAGGGCGGCCCUGACUUCUACGGCAGCAGUGUGAGCUACCUGGGGGUGCCAGCCCACGACCUCCCUGAUUUUGACAUCAGUGCCUACUUCUCCUCUGCGGCUGACUUCAUCCACCGUGCCCUCAACACGCCUGGGGAGCUGGUCCUUACUCCCUGCCAUGGGGCUCUGCCACUUUGCCACCCUGGCACUGAUCCUGCUGGUGCUGCUGGAGGCUCUGGCCCAGGCGGACACACAGAAGAUGGUGGAAGCCCAGCGUGGGGUCGGCCCUAGAGCCUGCUACUCCAUCUGGCUCCUCCUGGCGCCUACACCCCCUCUCAGCCACUGUCUUCAGUCUCCACAGAAACAGCAUCAAGUGUGCGGAGACAGGCGGCUGAAAGCCAGCAGCACGAACUGCCCGUCAGAGAAGUGCACAGCCUGGGCCAGAUACUCCCACAGGAUGGACUCACUGCAGAAGCAGGACCUCCGGAGGCCCAAGAUCCAUGGGGCAGUCCAGGCAUCUCCCUACCAGCCGCCCACAUUGGCUUCGCUGCAGCGCUUGCUGUGGGUCCGUCAGGCUGCCACACUGAACCAUAUCGAUGAGGUCUGGCCCAGCCUCUUCCUGGGAGAUGCGUACGCAGCCCGGGACAAGAGCAAGCUGAUCCAGCUGGGAAUCACCCACGUUGUGAAUGCCGCUGCAGGCAAGUUCCAGGUGGACACAGGUGCCAAAUUCUACCGUGGAAUGUCCCUGGAGUACUAUGGCAUCGAGGCGGACGACAACCCCUUCUUCGACCUCAGUGUCUACUUUCUGCCUGUUGCUCGAUACAUCCGAGCUGCCCUCAGUGUUCCCCAAGGCCGCGUGCUGGUACACUGUGCCAUGGGGGUAAGCCGCUCUGCCACACUUGUCCUGGCCUUCCUCAUGAUCUGUGAGAACAUGACGCUGGUAGAGGCCAUCCAGACGGUGCAGGCCCACCGCAAUAUCUGCCCUAACUCAGGCUUCCUCCGGCAGCUCCAGGUUCUGGACAACCGACUGGGGCGGGAGACGGGGCGGUUCUGAUCUGGCAGGCAGCCAGGAUCCCUGACCCUUGGCCCAACCCCACCAGCCUGGCCCUGGGAACAGCAGGCUCUGCUGUUUCUAGUGACCCUGAGAUGUAAACAGCAAGUGGGGGCUGAGGCAGAGGCAGGGAUAGCUGGGUGGUGACCUCUUAGCGGGUGGAUUUCCCUGACCCAAUUCAGAGAUUCUUUAUGCAAAAGUGAGUUCAGUCCAUCUCUAUAAUAAAAUAUUCAUCGUCAUAAA